AUGGACUGGGACUUGAAGACCUGGGACAUGUCGGAAUUAGAACCCAGUAUGAGGCCGUCCUUCGCUCCCGGAGGCGGCUUAGAGGGCCAGACGAGCGGAUCAGACUGCUCCGUUGAUCUGAAACUUGGGGGCUCGGGGAACUUUGGAUCAUCCUCUGCCUCCUACAGAUGUAGAGAAGGUAUGAGGUUCUCCACGACGACGGUUUCCCCGUCAAGCUCGUCAAAGAGGGCACGAGCGCCGAACAACGGCGCCCAUGUCGCCUCUUGCCUCGUCGACGGGUGCAACUCCGACCUCAGCGGCUGCAGAGAGUACCACCGACGACAUAAGGUUUGUGAGGUCCACUCGAAGACGCCAAUGGUCAUGGUAAAUGGCCUUGAACAACGCUUCUGCCAGCAGUGCAGCAGGUAAUGGCUGAAGAGAAGACCCCAUUCCCUUUUCCUUUUGUCUCUACUUUCGUGCUUUCUCUAUCUCCACUGCCGCGUCCUCUCUUUUUCUCUCUUGCUUUCCUGUUUUUCUCCCCGCGUCUGCACUUUCGUCCUCUCUUUCAUCCCCUUGUCUUGUCUUGUCUUCUCUCUCUCUCUCUCUCUCUCGCUCACGCUCCGUGUUCUUCUUCCUCGUUCGGAAGUCAAAAAGAAGCUCUUUUCCUGUUUUCUUCUUCCUUACUGUCACCUGCUUAUUCUGUCUCCCUUUAUACACUCUCUCUUUUCAGAUUGUCUCGUUUUCUCUUUGAUGUUUUCUGAAGCCCAAUCUUGGGCAAUGCUACUGAAAAGCAUUUUUUUUGGGGGGGUACAUUUAGAUAUAUUAAAGGAUCACCUUCUUCAACUCUAAUGCCGUUAUUUCUUCCUACCUAUGUUUGUUUCUAUUUGAUAUUUUUGCAUAUAUACUCAAAUUAUAUGCACGCUAGAGUGUGGAUUAUCUUACUCCGAAAUCUAUUUAGCCUGUAUGAUAAUUGGAGAAUUCUAAGGAUAUUUUUUUUCAUCCGAAUUAUUAUCUUUUCAACCUGAAAAUAUCUCUUCAACGUCUUUGUGUGGGUUCACAGGUCAAUACUUCGAUUGAACAUAUUUACCCCUUCUACUGUCUUUGUUUUGAAAUAAGAGCGCAAUUAAUUUCCUGAUUAAAAACUCUGGCACUUCUUUGCGCUUAUUAUUGAAAAUAUGCGCCAGUAGUUGAAUUUGUCCUUCGAUAGUCAGUCAGGUGGCCAUGAAAUCAUUCAGAAAUCAUAAGAAUUCUAAUGGUGCAAUCCUUCAUUACAUGCGUGCUCCAUUCUUCAAGCAUACUUCCAAAUCAUAUAACAUUAGUUUAGAUAAGAGAAAGUGAUAUAAUAUUCCCAAAAUGACUUAUCUUAUGUGGUGAUUCUCGAUAAGCUGCUGUGGUGACUGUGGAGGGUUUACCUAGUGCAACUUCACAUAUUGCUGGGCUUAUUAUAUUUGAAAAAUUUCACGAUUUUUUAAGAAAUAAUUUAGAAAUAUGGGCUCUAAGUUGGUUCUUUUGGUGAUACACGCGACAGAGGGUAUCGGCCUUGUUGAAGUUCCGUUGACCUAUUAAAAUAGAACGAGCUAGACGCUUCGGCGGUCUUUUGGAGUCAUUUUACCUUUGCCAAUUUUAGAAAAUUGUUUACCUUUGAAAAACAUUAUUAGGUUCACUGUAUCCAUUGGUUUCAUUGGAAUUGGUCUCACAGUAAUGAAUUACUCGAAGUGUUUCCAUUUCAGUCGUGGCGCGUGUUGUGGUUCCGAUUUGAAUCUGCUUUGGCCAUGUUUUCAAACAUCCUCUCUCUCUCUCGCUCUCUCUCUCUCUCUCUCUCUCGCGGGCGCUACAUAUAUAGAUAUAGAUAUUACAAUUAUAUUAUAAUUUUAAAUUACCCAUCUGUAUAUAGGUUUUAUCUAUGUAUAGAUAUAGAUGUAAACAGUUGAGUUAUUCCUAUGAUAUCAGAAGGGGCAGCGUUCUCUAUCUUGUGGAUUGUAUGAGUUUACUAAUUUCUCAUCUUUUACUUAUAGUUUCCAACAUCUGAUCUGUUUUCAUGACACCUGCUUGCUUUAAAGUUCACGAGUGAAGAAUAGGGAGGCGUAUGCAAAAUUUGUGGUCACGCCAGAUAGCUCAUAUUUUGUCUUGGGCCAGAUAUUCGGCAAAUACUCAUCUUUGAAUGUUAAGAACUGCUUAUUUCCUUUGAUUCUAUGUAGCACUCGGGGGACGAUUCCUUAAAAUUUUCCCCCUAUGAAAUCACGCCUUGCAGGUUUCAUAUGUUAGCGGAAUUUGAUGAGGGAAAACGAAGCUGCAGAAAACGUCUCGACGGUCAUAACAGGCGUCGAAGGAAACCUCAGCCACAUGCUAUGCAUUCGGCUAAUUUAUUCGCCAAUUUCCCAGGUUUGGGCGAAGAACUUAAGUUAAUCAUCAAUCAUCUUCUUCAGUUAAAUCUCUAUUUCUUUAUGUAUGAGAGAUUACUUUCAAAUCUACAGGACCCAGGUUCUCUUUGUACUCUGAGGUUUUCCCUGCUGCUAGACCAGAGUCCAACUGGGUUGCAGUGGUGAAAGCCGAGGAAGACGUCUCCUCCCUCCACGGCCACAGCUUGCCUUUUCAGUUCCCUGGAUCAUAUCCUCGGUCUUAUGAAGAAGAGAGAGCAUUUCUUUUCACCAGCAACAGAAUAAUGGAAACCUCCGUCUGCCAGCCACUCCUCCCCACCAUCACCACCUCCCAGGGCAGCAGCGACGACAGAAUGUUUCACGGUGGGCUAGCCCAAGUUCUCGACUCUGAACUUGCUCUCUCUCUUCUGUCAUCACCAACUUGCUCUUUGGGUAUCAACGACAGUCACAUGGUGCCGGCUGGGCGGAUUCCGCUGGCUCAGCCGCUGUUCUCCACGUUUCAUCAGCAUGGUCUAGCUCAUUAUACUCACUCCCAGGAUUCGAACCAGAUUUCGUCAACUGGGUUCUCGUAUCCGGGGAUGGUAGAUGAGCAGGUGGGUGGCCUUCUGGUUUCUGACGCCGGAGACGCCGAUCUCCAUUUCUAG
Molecule: messenger RNA, 3001 nt
Organism: Spirodela intermedia
Lineage: Eukaryota; Viridiplantae; Streptophyta; Magnoliopsida; Alismatales; Araceae
Source: the annotation of a GenBank genome assembly